CGGCGUGCCUCGCGGCGGGCGCGUGCGGCCGGGCGCGGGGACCCGCGGGCGUGCGGGGCCGCUCCGCCCUGGGAAGCGGCUGCCCACCUCCUCCCGCUGAUUGCGUCGGCGGCGUCGGCGCUCGCGCAGGGGCGGGUCACGGCUCGGCGAGGCGCUGCGGGGCGGGAAGGAAGUCGUGGCGGCGGCGGCGGCGGCGGCGGGAGCAGCAGCAGCGGGAGCGGGAGCCGCGGCGCUGUCAGUUAGGCCGUCGGAGAAAUGGGCGAGCCUGGGUCGGAGGUGAUGGAAUCCGCCCCUGCGGCCGGGCCGGGGACCUCGGCGACGCCGACGGCGGAGGACGCCGAAGAUGACAUCCAGUUUGUGAGUGAGGGAACUUUAAGACCUGUACUUGAGUACACUGAUCUGGUCAGCAGUGAUGAAGAACCAAGCACCUCUCACAGUGAUAAUAUAGAUAACAUCGAUAUGGAAAUAGACGAUUCAUCUAAUGAAUCUAUAAAUGCAAGCCGGGAAAAAAAAUUAAGACCAGUAAUACUCUCAUCCUCUUCAGACAAGAAUCUUAUUAAUACAUCUGAUUGCGAGGAAGUUGAACCAUUAGAUAAUGACUCUUAUGAAUAUACCACGGAGGAAGAAUGUGUAGACUCUGAUUCAGGAGGUGAUCAUGAUGAAGAAUGGCAGCAAAUAGGAGGAAGAGGUACAGUGGUACAUGAAUAUUCACGAAAAGAGAAGUUUUUGGUAGAAAACAUUGAUAAAAAUGACCCUUUCUCAUUGUAUAAAUUAUUCUUGACAAAUGAUAUACUGCAAAUGAUCAUUGAAGAAACCAACAAAUAUGCUGUACAAUGCGAAAAUAAUUCUGCAUCUAAUAGCAAAAAACAACAGCAGUCGUGGAAGCCUGUUACAAUGGGAGAAAUGAACACUUUUUUUGGCAUAUUGCUUAUUAUGGGUGUAACACAAGUACCAGAAAUUAGGUUAUACUGGUCCACAAAGGAAAUGUAUAUGAACACACGCAUAAAAAAUGCCAUGAAGUGUGAACGUUUUUUGGCCAUUCUUAAGUAUUUACAUUUUUCUGACAAUACCACAGCUAGAACUGAAGAUCGGCUAAACAAAAUUCGGAGCAUUGUAGAAGCCAUUGUUGCUACAUUUCAAAAUGCCGUUGAACCUGGCGAAAACAUCGUAAUAGAUAAAAGUAUGGUUCCAUGGAAAGGGCUUCUGGGUUUUCGCCAAUACAUUCCAGGCAAGACACAUAAAUAUGGAAUAAAAUUAUAUAAGCUGUGUUUGCCUGGCGGCUACACCUACAAUCUUGAUAUUUAUUCUGGAAAUGAUGCAACAAUAAUGGAGAAAACACACGCGCGUGAUGUUGUGAUGAAGCUGAUGGGUGGCUUGUUGUUUGAGGAGCGUAUAGUGUUCACAGACAGCUAUUACACAAGUGUCCCUUUGGCUGAAGAACUUUUGCAGAAAAAAACAUAUAUUUGUGGUACAGUAAAAGUAAAUAAAAAGUUUUUACCACGAGAAGCAAAGCGAAAACAAAAACGGGGUGACAUUAUGAGUUUUGAAAAUCGUAGUGGGGUCAGAUUUUUAAAAUGGACUGAUAAAAGGCCGGUUAGUAUGCUAACUACUUCAAAGAAUCAUAUGUGCACCAUUAUUGAAGGGAAAAAUGGGAAGUUAAAGCCCGGUGCUGUUUUUUAUUAUAAUAUUGCGAAGAAAGGUGUUGACAUAUCAGAUCAAAUGGCAUCGUACUAUAAUUGUUUACGAAAAACCAUUAAAUGGUACAGGAAGGUUGUGAUACAGUUAAUAUGCGGGACUUUGCUCGUAAAUGCAUGGUACAUACAUAAAAGAUGGGGUAAUAAGCAGAUUAGUAUUUUAAAAUUUAGAGAAAGAAUUAUUGAUCAGCUCCUGAUCGAUAGUCACCAUACGGAAGAAAUGGCUACUGGAGAGAAAAUACCACGAAAAGAAGUUACCCAUUUUCUUGACUCAUACACUGAAUCUGCAAGAACAUCUCGAAAACGAUGUAGGGGAUGUUAUAAAACUUUAUCUGAAAGAGAAGGUAGAAAUGUUGCCCUGAAAAAAGCUAAGAGAGUAAAGACGUUUUGCCGCCUCUGUGAGGGUCAGCCAGCCCUGUGUUUGGAAUGUUUCAAAAGAUUGCAUGAAAACAAAUAAUUACUACAAACAAAAAUUGCCGCUUAAUAAUUAUGACUCAAAAUUAAGGCUUACUUUCCAUAAAUAUAACUUAAAAUUUAAGAGUCACUGGUAAGUAAAUUAACCCUGUGGCAGUUUUGUCCAUAUUUGGUGGUACAGUCAGUGAGUGGGGCAUGCAGUAUUAGCCUCCUGUGUUCAGCACCAGCAUCGGUGUGUUAGUGAUGGAAGCUGUAUGUUUAGAAACUGUAGUGCUUUAGAUAACGGCCUUUUUUUUUUCUCUUGGAAUUGGUUGUAACAGGUAGUUCAAGGAGUCCUUUGCCAAGAGCAUCUGUCUCUAUGAGUUUUGUUUUUCUAUUACUAAUGAGGAUGUGAAAUGAUGACAUAAGUUUCUUCUAAACCUUGAAGGUAGUGUCUGAUAAAUGGAAAAUGUAAUGAAAACUCAAGCUUUAUGUCUCCUUGUGACCUUCUCUUUUCCUGCCUACCUGUAGGUACUCUGUAGAAUUGGAGCUUUUCCUUCCAGAACCAUGUGACUAUAAAAAUAUGUCACAUGGUUUUGGACAUAUUUUGGAAGAUAAAGGAUACAUGGAGAAGUUUUAGGAAACAAUGCAGGGAAUGGCAUAUUGUUGAAAUAUUAGUUUAGUCAUUUUAACCCCUAUCCACCCCCUCCCGCCCCCAGUUUGGACUUAUUUCUCUUGACUGUGAUUUAUUGGUUGUGAGUGUGACCCUUAGGUGAAUAUUUCCAUUGAUCUCAAAACCACAAUAGGAGACUCCUUUGUGACAAUUAUGUCCUUUGUUUUAGCCCAAAUUUUUAUUAAUGGACUCUCGAUGGAUUGGAGAACUCUUGGCACUUUCUCAGGGUGCCAGGAAGCUUCUCUGUUCUGUCAUGUGGGGGAUUAAGACUUGACUGUGGAACCAAAGCACUUAGAAUCUAGUCUUGGCAUAACUCCUUACCAAUCUUGUGGCUUUGGAUCAAUUAAGUAGGCACUUACCUCACGGGUUGUUGUGAGGAUGAAAUCAGGUAUGUGUGAGUUUUGUAAAAACUACAGACCAUAAAGUAGGAUUGUAUAGAACUGAAAUUUUUGUUAUUGCUGAAGCGUGAAUUAGGAGUUUGUUUUGUUUUGUUUUUUUUCCCCCAUUGCAGUGGAAUAUUUUCGAGUUCCUGCUGCUGUUAUUAGCUUCCACUUUUAUUUAUUUUUUUAAAGUUGGGUCUAUCCCAGUGGUUCUCAGGAUUUACUCAUCUCUGUGGUCAGGGAUUAUUCCUGAAGGUGCUUAGAAGACCAUGUACAGUGUCAGAAAUUGAACCGGGCUGGUUGUGUGCAUCAUAAGCCAUCUACCCCCUCUACUAUCUCUUUGGUCCCAGCUUCAGUUUUUUGAAUUGUGUCUGUUGAAUGAAAAUAAAAAUAUUUUUAACACCAGUA
Sorex araneus (European shrew) is the source of this 3548-nucleotide messenger RNA. RefSeq names its product piggyBac transposable element-derived protein 4-like. The record is from RefSeq and is a predicted model, not a curated record. Lineage: Eukaryota; Metazoa; Chordata; Mammalia; Eulipotyphla; Soricidae. Bases 256 to 2151 code for a protein of 631 amino acids. The transcript has 4 exons.